UCGUCGAAGGCCGCACGCCAUUUCACGCAGUCGAAGUACUGCAAGGCUAGGGGGAUGAGAGUUCUCGCGGAACUUUGGAACGGCGCGGACUACACAUUCGUGCCGUCCACUGCUCAGCGGGUGCAGAGGUGGAUGGCGGACGAGGGGAUACGGGAUACAAGAGCGCCCGCGGGUGGCCAGCGACAACGGAUGGACGACGCAAAGAGGGACGAGAUUCAAAACGCCCUCGAUGAGGAGGAGGGCCGUGAGGGUGGGAUCGGGAAGGGGGGGGUGGCAGACGAGGCAGUCGGACAGCCUGACCUGCCAGGGGAGGAGGUGGUGAUGACGUCGAGAGGCGUCGGUCGAGCGGGUCCCGCUCCUAGGGCGUCGCAACCUGAGUUGGAGCGCGCGAGGAGGGAGAAGAGGGCAGUGGGGGAGGCAGACGUCGAGGUGCGAGACACGGGCAGAGAGAAGAGGGCUCGGCAGACGACGAUUGACGAGAUGUACGACAAGGAGAAGUUGGCCGAGUUCACAGACACGUGGCUGCAGUGGAUCUACGUGAAGGGUUACAGCGGGCGCCGAGAUCCCUUCGCAGAGGGCGAAGGUGGCGACGAUGGCCGACCAGACGCGUUGGAGAGCAUGUUGCACGGGGAUGCUUGGGCACGCAUCCCGUGGGAGCACAGGCUUGUAUCGCAGGCGCAAAGGGUGCAUCAGCAGAUCCGGGACGGGGAGUUUUGGCGGUGUGUCGACUACGCCAUCCUUGUCAUGGCGCCCGUCCACCAGCUGUUGCGCAGGAUGGAUAGGGGGGGGAUGAUGAUGUCCGUCGUUUACGAGUGGAGUCAGCAUGUGCUGCGAUUGAUGAGGAGGGUCGACGUGCCAGUGGACAUGAUCGAGUCGACUAACGCGGAAGAAGAUCUUAUUGGAUUCCUCUUUGGAUCGGUACGACCGGGUCGCCGUCAGUUGAUUGCACAGGAGCUCAUCGCACCAAUCGUGCAAUUGGCGGACGAUCUCUCGCCCGACAUCUACUGUCAGAGCGACAACAGUCCUGCUCCGUACAUUUUCGAGCGAUCCUUCGAUCCGUACCUUAAGUGGACUUCGUGCUUGGAGGAACCUAGGGACGAGGAUACGCUACCAUGGCGGCAGGAGUAUCUGAAGCCGUAUGAGAUCAUCCCUUACGCCUUCUACCCAAGGGCAGUAGAAGUGGUGAUAGACGACGACGAAGACGACGACGACGAAGAAGACGAUGACGAGGAGACAUCAAAGGAGGGAAGUUAUAGUGAACAUAGCGAGGGCGAGCUGAGUGAGGAGGAAGAGGAAGAAGAAGGAACCGGGUCCGAGUGGGACGCCCCGUCGGAGGAAGCGACGCGUACGGGAACGGAGGCGGAAGAUCCGGAAGCGGCGCGAAAACGCCAAGAAAUUGUCGCCGGGAAGUGCCAGCUGGAGUUCGCUAGCGAAGCUAGCCUGCGCCUCGGUAACGAUCUGACCCAGGAUCCCGAGCUACUGAAGCCCGAAGAUGGCGACCCUGCAGCCGCCACCUCAAGUACCGCGCGGCGGAGACGGCGCCGAUCCCCCCCCUCCUCCAGCCCCACCCGUCCCCCAGUUCGCCCACGUACCAAUGCGGGCAAUAGGCCUUCGACCUCGGACGCUGUCCCGCCGACCCCUUGAUUUUCUCACCCUCGAGCAGAUCCGUACCCUCGU
This is a messenger RNA of Chara braunii, 1677 nucleotides long. Lineage: Eukaryota; Viridiplantae; Streptophyta; Charophyceae; Charales; Characeae. The record is from the annotation of a GenBank genome assembly.